Ostreococcus tauri is the source of this 2334-nucleotide messenger RNA. RefSeq names its product Transketolase-like, pyrimidine-binding domain. The record is from RefSeq and is a predicted model, not a curated record. Gene Ontology annotation, molecular function: oxidoreductase activity, acting on the aldehyde or oxo group of donors, disulfide as acceptor. The transcript has a single exon. The coding region runs from base 1 to 2334 and encodes 777 amino acids. NCBI's taxonomy places the organism in Eukaryota, Viridiplantae, Chlorophyta, Mamiellophyceae, Mamiellales, Bathycoccaceae.
AUGAGCGGACACGGAGCCGUGCGCGCGAGCGCGAGCGUGCCCACGAAAUUGGCGCAGCGGCGGGUGAGAAACAAGACGACGACGCGCGCGGCGACGAAGACUGCGGGACCGCCGGCGAAUUUGGAACGACUGCGGAUCGAGACGCCGUGGGAUCGGGCGAAGGAUGCGCUGAAGAGAGACUUUGGCGCCACGGAGGAGGAGUUGAAACGAGCGGAAGCGCUCUCGGAUGAGGACUUGAGCAAGGCGUAUUACAUGAUGCAGUUGUGCCGAGACUUUGAAAACGAGUGCAACCAGGCGUACAUGGCGGGGAAGAUUCGAGGUUUCAUGCACUUGGACAACGGUCAGGAGUCAAUUCCGGCGCUGUUGAACGAUGCUAUUCGUAAAGAUGACCUGAAGCACUCGUACUACCGCGAUCACUGCCACGCCAUCGCGUGCGGCGUUGAUAGCGGAGCCGUCAUGGCGGAGCUCUUCGGGAAGGAUGGUGGCACGUGUCGCGGUACCGGUGGGUCCAUGCACGUGUACGACAUGGAUACCAACUUCCAAGGUGGGUGGGCGCUCGUUGCCGAGCAGCUUCCGUACGCGGUCGGCGCGGCGCGAUCCAUCGUCCUCGACAAGAUGCUCGGACGCGACGACGCGCAGGACCGCAUCACCGUCGUCUUCGUCGGCGAAGGUGGCGCCCAAAACGGACGCAUGGCAGAGUGCCUGAACGCCGCAGCGAAGGAAAACCUUCCGAUUCUUUUCUUGGUCAUCGACAACGGUCGCGCCAUCAACACGUUCACCAAGGAUGUCGCGGCGAACCAAGAAGUUUUCAACCAAGGGAAGCAUUACGGCGUCCCAGGCGUGCUCGUCGAUGGUCAAAACGUUCAAGAUGUGCUGAAGGUUGGUCGCACUGUGAUCAACCACGUGCGUACGAAGGGUCCAGCUAUUUUGCAAGUGCACACGUUCCGCUUCAACGGUCAUUCACCGGCAGACCCGGAACACGAGCGCAACCGCAAGGAUGAGAAGCGCUGGGCGCGAGCUGAGUGCGACCCGAUUAAGAUUUUCGAGAAUUCCGCCGAUGCCGCGCGCAUUGAUCUCAAGAAGGAGACAGAGCGCGCCAAGGCUGAGACGCAACGCGCGCUCGCGUUUGCAGACGCGUCUCCACCGCCGCCGCCGGGCCUCGCCGCGGAGCUUGAGUACCCAGAUCCGAGCGGGGCUGUCGAUUACUCGGCACGUGAACCGGUUGAGGGCCUCGAAUCUGCGCGAACGGUGACGGAAAAGAUCAUUCCGGCCGAGACGCUGAAGUUGCUCGAGGCGCGCAUCGAGGCGCUCCGCGCGAUGUGCACCGAUCCGCGAGGUAUUUCCAUCGGCGACGCAGUGAACCUCGCCAUUCUCGAGGAGAUGUUGCGUGACCCAACGACAGUCGCGCACGCUGAGGAUCUUCAAGCCGGUUCAUCUUACAAUAUUCCUGCCAACACGCAACAAGCUUUCGGCACGCUUCGUGCGGCGGAUGAGAUCAUCGACGAGGGUCACUUCAUGGGUAAGGCGCUUGGCGAGGCGAUGAAUGGUUACCGCCCCAUCGUUGAGCUCAUGAAUGCCAACUUUGGUAUUUACGGUAUGGCGGAGCUCUCCUCCGCCGGAAACACGUAUGCCACGACGGGCGGUCAGUUCAAGAUGCCGAUGACGGUCAUCGGUGCCGGGGGUACGGCCCCGAACCAAUCUCUCGGUGCCGAACACUCUCAGCCCUUCCACGCCUACAUCAUGGGCAUCCCGGGUCUGAAGAUUUGCUCGGCGAGUAAGCCUCAGGAGGCGUACGGUUUGGCCAAGUCUAUGAUUCGCGACAACGGCCCAGGCGUGCUCUUACUUCCGGUGAAGAUGAUGAAAUCUCGCGGUCCGGUGAUCCCUGAUUCUUUCCUCCCCCUCCACAAGUCCACCGUCCAUCACCUCGCGAGCGACGAGGCGGUGAAGAAUGAAAAGGCUGUUACCAUCGUCACCUACCUCCACGGCGUGAAGGAGUGCGAGGAAGCCAUGGCAGAGCUCGCCCAAAAGGGCAUCGACGCCGACUUCAUCGAGCUCACGUGCCUGAAGCCGGUGGACUGGAAGACGAUCCAGACCUCGCUCGAGCGCACGCACAAGCUCGUCAUCCUAGACGAGUCCACCAGAACCGGCGGUGUCGGCGCCACGCUCUCCGCCAUCGUCUCCGAGAACUUAUUCGACGAGCUCGACGCCCCUGUGAUGCGUUUGUGCAUGGAAGACGCCCCCGUACCGUACGCCAGCGAGAUGGAGAAAACCGUCGUCAAGCGCGCCGCCGACUUGGUCGCCGCCGUGACGUACCUCAUCGAGAAGAAGGCGUGA